AGUGACAUUUGUUGAACUGUAAAGUGCCGAUUGGAUCUACUAAUUUUAUUAGUUUACUGACUUUAAUUAACAUAAUUAUACAACGAUGGAAGUCUAAUCGCCAUGAGCAUAGUUGUUUAACAGUAUUUACUGUACGGUGUUGAAGGCAGUUAAAUAAGCUGCAGAUUUGAUUUGAAGUCACUGACCCUCAGCAACUCGUAUACAAAAUAUACAAUACCUACGACAGAAUUGACUGACCUCUUAUCGCAAUCACAAUUAUUUGUGGAAGUAAUAUUGUUUAUGUUAAACAUUUAAUUUGAAACACCAGGAUGUUAGAAACGGAAGAAGUUGAUGAUGAUUUCUUCACUCCAGUAGCUGGUGCUUCUUUGGCCAACAUAUUUGGAAGUGCUGUGAAAAUCAAUGAAGAGAAAUCAAAUGACUCAUUAAAGUAUGUACCUCCGAAGCCUCAAAGCAUUCCUCCGAAACAAGAACCAACUAAAAGCACUGAAUGUAUAUUUGCAUGUGCUCUUAUUGGCCAUGAAUGGUUCAAUAAUGUCUACACAUCUAGAGGAAAAAUAGGUUUUGCUAUUGUUAAGAUACAAAAGACUGCAAUCCACAAUAUUGUGCUUUAUGACUCUAAUAAGACUACCUUAUCCUGUACCACAUUAUCAAAUAAUUUAGAGAUAACUAUUAAAAACAAUACAUAUAUCUCAUACUAUGAUAAUCUUAAAAAAUACUGGAGCAUUUAUGGUACAAAAGAUGAAGUGGAUAAAAUUGCAGAACAUUUGUCUAAAUUGGAUGUCAAGAUACAGUAUUCUUCUUACACAGAACAAGGCCCACCAGAACCUGCUAAAGUAGACACUAAAACCAAUGCACCAUUAGAGCAAAGUGAGAAAAUUGACAAAGGAAGUGAUACAGACUCUUCUAUAAACAGAAAAACAAAAGCUUCCAUUCUAAACAGAAUGGCAAAUAUGGGACAUUCAGUUUUACCAACUAGAACUGUCUCAGUAGAGAGGACCAGUGACUCAUCAGACACAAUGGAAACUGAGAUUCAACCAAAACAUGUCAGACAUAAACCAGUUAAAAGUGUAAUGAAAAAAAGUAACAUAGAAAAUGUGACAGAGGCACAACUUGUAAGAGAAACACACCAGAAUACAAUGGUGCCAAAAACUGAGCCAGUUGCUAACAUUCCAUUUUACCCAUCUUCUGGAAGCCAGUUAAUACCUAUCUCCAGCACAAAUAUCAUUACAGGACCUAACGCAGACUUUGGCAUGUUUAUGUCCGAACAAAGGAUAAGCAAUAGUGAGUUAAGAAUAAACAUGAAUAGAAUAACUGACAAAGUGGACUCAGUCUUAGACAAAAUUAGCAAAUUUGAACAAAGAGAAAGUUCAAAUAUUCAAACAGAUAUAUUAAUGAAAUUGCUCUCAGAGUAUGAAAAUAAGAUUAAAGUUUAUGAAGAAUUACUUAAGGCUAGAAAUGUAAAUAAUACUGAAACUGUGACUACUUCAAAUGUUUGCCAGAAUGAUAAUCAAAUAGAAAUACUAACAAAGAAAAUAUCAGAAUUGGAGAGGAUAAACCAAAAUAAAACCAGUGAGAUAUCACAUCUGCAAGGUGCAAUUGAACUUUUGAAGUCACAGCAUGCUGAAGAAAGAGUUAAACAUGAUAACAAUGAAGGUGCACUUCAACAAAAAAUUAUUAAUUUAGAAAGUAGUUUACAAAGAAAAGACGAUGAAUUAACAGAAAUUCGUGAAAAAUUGGAUAACAAAACAAAUGAUGUAGAAGAUAAUAUUGAGGACAAAGUUAAAAAUAUUAUGAAUGUAACAUUCCAAACAGUCUCCUCUAAAUUUGAUAAUAAUGAAGUUUACUCGGGUGUUCUAGUCAAACAAAUCAUUGGAGCAAUAAUUAAAAAAAUAACUAUGCAAACAUUGAGAGAAUUAUAACUAAAAUAUUUAUUUCUCUUCCUAUGUAUUUUGUUAGACAAUAAGUAACGGUCCACUGUUUUAAUUAUAGAAUAAUAUAUAUACGUACCAUAUAACAUCA
Spodoptera frugiperda (fall armyworm) is the source of this 2019-nucleotide messenger RNA. RefSeq names its product FK506-binding protein 15. The transcript is spliced from 3 exons. The coding region runs from base 309 to 1919 and encodes 536 amino acids. The record is from RefSeq and is a predicted model, not a curated record. Lineage: Eukaryota; Metazoa; Arthropoda; Insecta; Lepidoptera; Noctuidae.